This is a messenger RNA of Ostrinia furnacalis (Asian corn borer), 760 nucleotides long. RefSeq lists its product as uncharacterized. NCBI's taxonomy places the organism in Eukaryota, Metazoa, Arthropoda, Insecta, Lepidoptera, Crambidae. The transcript has 6 exons. The record is from RefSeq and is a predicted model, not a curated record. The coding region runs from base 101 to 760 and encodes 219 amino acids.
CCGGAGAAAAAUCAAUAAAUCACUUGGAGCAAUCUCACGGACUCAGCAACAACAAAAUACCUGAUAUUCUGAAAAUCUAGGAAAUAGAAGCUAACACACGAUGGAUAUUACGGAAUUGAAGGCCUUGUUGCGAUCGCUGGUGGAGAUGGAGUUGAGGCAGACGCAGCACGACGCGAGGUCACUGCUGCGCUGCUACCACGCCAUGACGGGCAAGCGGCUGCCGCUCGCCAAACAUGGAUACAACGACCCCGUCUUGUUCCUGAGAGAAAUGUUCAGUGAUUGCUUUGAGUUUCACGGGCCAGAGGAUAAUCCAGUAAUAACAUUGAAAUUAACAACAAAUGUAAGAUUCAAAGAGCAAAGACGUAGUAUACCAGAUCACCACCAAUCAGUAAGUGACAGUGCAGAAGAAAAUGCUUCAAUGGACAGAGCAGAAUUAGAAGAAUUAAAGACAAAUAUAAGAAAUCUUGUGGAUGAACUACACCCUGAAGGUGUCUGGUGCUCUGAUUUGAUGGUAUUAUACAGACAACGGUACGGGCAAGAGCUGGACUUCAAACGCUUCGGAUACCCGGACAUCGAGGCCCUGGCGUUAGAGCUUGACUGGCAUCAUGAAUUUCGCGAGAAACGCUGGCGGCUGAAAGUGCGACGCUUACUCAGCGUGGAGUGCGCCAGGCCUCCGACCCCCCCAUUCGACCCCGACGACGCGCUGCCCGGUAUCCCCUAUGUAAGUCCAACAGUUGCUGUAUCGACAAUCAAUUUUUAA